This is a messenger RNA of Mytilus californianus (California mussel), 1179 nucleotides long. RefSeq names its product probable G protein-coupled receptor 85. Bases 1 to 1179 code for a protein of 392 amino acids. Gene Ontology annotation, molecular function: G protein-coupled receptor activity. The transcript has a single exon. Lineage: Eukaryota; Metazoa; Mollusca; Bivalvia; Mytilida; Mytilidae. The record is from RefSeq and is a predicted model, not a curated record. Gene Ontology annotation, cellular component: plasma membrane. Gene Ontology annotation, biological process: G protein-coupled receptor signaling pathway.
AUGAACGGAUCAUUAAAUUAUGCAGCCAGCACAAAUCUAACGACCAUAUAUAAUCUGUCUGACAUCAACUCUGAAAUUGUAGAUUUUACUGAAAUAGAGUUGAACAAAUCACCGAGUUUUAUCAAACAUGACUCUGGAUUUAUUGUGGUAACUAAACUAAUUAUACUGACAGUUAUUAUGGCCGUCGGAAUCACUUGUAAUGUUAUAAUCAUAUAUUCUAUAGGAAAUAAGCCUCAAUUUCAUGGACCACCAUUUUAUUAUUUGAUUAGUCUGUCAGUUUCCGAUCUAUCCAGGACAAUCUUUUGUUUCCCUUUUGUUCUUUCUUCUAUUGUGGAAGGAUCUAUAUGGAAACAUGGGGAUUCCUCAUGUACGCUUUUGGCAUUUGCAAAUACAUUUUUUGUAUUCAGUUCUGUUGUAGCUUUAUUUGCUAUUGCAGUAGACAGACAUCUUGCCAUUGUUCAUACACAGUUUCACAAAAGACGAUCACGUGGGUUUAUGAAUCUCGCUAUUGUAGUUGUUGGUUGGUUAGUGUCGUUUGCUGUUUCGUUCCCGCCAGUUUUUGGAAUGGGUACAUACAAAUACAUACCAGAAGAAUCGCAGUGUACCUUUAGGCAUCACACCUACCGCGGUAAUGAUACAUUAGGGUUUCUUUUAGUUAUGACUGGAGUUAUGACUGGUACUAUCUUAUUAUAUGUGAAAAUAUUUAUAUUUCUAAGAAACCACAGGAGAAUGUGUCCAUUACAGAGACAUAUUCCAGCACGUAGUAAUAAUUGGGCAUUUAUUGGCCCAGGUGCCAAUGGACAUCUUAUGAUGAAUUGGAUCAAUGGAUUUACAAACGGCAUGAAUCAAAUUCCAACAAUACCACAAAAUCUAGCCCAUAUUGCAGGUCGUAUUCGGCUGCCAAGGCCAGUAAAGAAUGAACAUUUGACGAAAAAGUUCUUAUUUGUAACAAUUAUGUUCGACUCGUUGUGGAUUCCAUAUUUAGUGAAAGCUUUUAUCUCGACGUUAAAUGAAACUGAAAUUCCAUAUGUUGUUGGGACUAUAUUAUCGUGGAUGACCUAUAUGCAAGUGGCUCUAUGUCCACUUAUAUACUUAUGUCUAAUGACAGUUAAAACUAAAUCAAAGAAAAAAGAUAAUAAUGAGGACGCAAUAUACCAGAUUGAUUCUGGACAACUUUGA